Messenger RNA from Carassius auratus (goldfish), 3167 nucleotides. RefSeq names its product kelch-like protein 8. The record is from RefSeq and is a predicted model, not a curated record. Gene Ontology annotation, molecular function: protein binding. The transcript has 10 exons. Bases 152 to 1966 code for a protein of 604 amino acids. Lineage: Eukaryota; Metazoa; Chordata; Actinopteri; Cypriniformes; Cyprinidae.
AUGGUUUGGACUACAAGGUCCAGAGUUCAUAGUGCUUCAGAACGCGGAAGUGCCCUCGAUCCGUCCACAGAGGAAGUGCGGCUGUUGAAAAUGCGGUAAAACAUCGAUAAAACACCCAAUUCACGCAUGUGUCGGUGUGUGUGAGCAAGACAUGGUGCCAGAACAUGGGAAUCAGCAGAAACGCUCGUCGCAGCCGUCUAAUAGCGAGGGUGACGCGGACGGAUCGUUCGUGUUCGAGGCUAAAGAGGCCUGGAAAGAUUUCCACAACUCCCUCAGACAGUUUUAUGAGAACGGAGAGCUGUGUGACGUCACUCUGAAGGUUGGGAACAGACUGAUACCAUGUCACAAACUGGUUCUGGCCUGCGUGGUGCCGUACUUCCGCGCCAUGUUCCUCUCAGAUAUGGCCGAGGCCAAACAGGACUUGAUUGAGAUACGAGAUUUCGACGCCGAUGCCAUCCAGGACCUGGUGCUCUUUGCGUACUCCUCGCGCCUGACUCUGACGGUGGAUAACGUCCAGCCGCUGCUGUACGCGGCGUGUAUCCUGCAGGUGGAGCUGAUCGCUCGGGCCUGCUGUGAAUACAUGAAAGCACACUUCCACCCCUCCAACUGUCUGGCCGUCCGCACCUUCGCAGAGAGUCACAACAGGGUGGACCUGAUGGACAUGGCUGACCGCUACGCAUGCGAGCAUUUCAGUGAAGUGGUGGAGUGUGAGGAUUUCAUCUGCGUCUCGCCGCAGCACCUCAAGACGCUACUGGCCUCCAGUGACCUGAACAUUCAGUCUGAGACUCAAGUGUACAACGCCGCCGUCAAAUGGCUUAAAGCCAAUCAGAAACACCAUGAUGUCUGGCUGGAUCAGAUCAUGUCUCAGGUGCGUCUUCCUCUGCUGCCGGUGGAUUUCCUCACAGUCACUGUUGCUAAAGAGGAGAUGAUCAAGGCUAAUUUGAGCUGCAGAGACCUUCUGGAUGAAGCAAGAAAUUAUCAUUUACACCUGAGCAACAAGACCGUUCCUGACUUUGAGUAUUCGAUCCGUACGACUCCCCGGAAGCACACCGCAGGUGUGUUGUUCUGCGUCGGGGGACGAGGGGGAUCCGGAGACCCGUUCCGCAGUAUCGAGUGUUACUCCAUCAGUAAAAACAGCUGGUUCUUCGGCCCUGAAAUGAACAGCAGACGCAGACACGUGGGAGUGAUUUCAGUAGCAGGGAAAGUUUAUGCUGUUGGAGGCCAUGAUGGCAACGAGCACCUCGGGAACAUGGAGAUGUUUGAUCCACACACCAACAAGUGGAUGAUGAAAGCCUCCAUGAACACUAAACGGAGGGGGAUCGCGCUGGCUGCUCUCGGUGGACCCAUCUACGCUAUCGGAGGUCUGGAUGAUAACUCCUGCUUCAGUGAUGUGGAGCGCUAUGACAUCGAGUCGGACCGCUGGAGCGCCGUGGCUCCUAUGAACACACCCAGAGGAGGCGUGGGAUCUGUGGCACUCGGGGGCUAUGUGUACGCGGUCGGGGGAAAUGACGGUGUUGCGUCGCUGUCCAGCGUGGAGCGCUUCGAUCCUCAUCUGAACAAAUGGACAGAUGUGCGAGAGAUGGGGCAGCGGCGCGCUGGAAACGGUGUCAGUGAACUCAACGGAUGCCUCUACGUUGUUGGUGGGUUUGAUGAUAAUUCUCCGCUGAGCUCAGUGGAGCGCUUCGACCCCAGGACCAAUCACUGGGAGUAUGUGGCGGAGUUGACCACGCCCAGGGGCGGAGUCGGCGUUGCCACAGUGAUGGGGCGUGUCUUUGCAGUGGGGGGCCACAAUGGAAACAUCUACCUGAAUACGGUGGAGGCCUUCGAGCCCCGGAUGAACAGAUGGGAGCUGGUGGGCUCUGUGUCUCACUGUCGGGCCGGAGCUGGAGUCGCCGUCUGCUCCACUCACAUCAGUCAGAUUCGAGACGUCGGCCAGGGCUCCAGUAACGUCGCUGACUGUAUGUAGCUACAUCGUCAGAGUUUGACACACUACAACACUAACACUUCAGCCUAAUUACACACCAAACACCUGCUUUCAGCUGUAAUGUGGCUCUGAAUCUUCUGUGUACUACACCACAAGAAAACUUUGUGUUUUAGCUUGAAUUUUGUGAGUGGAAAGUGUUUGUUUUUUUUUAGCAGUGAGAUCACACGAUCCCUGUAUGUGGUGUUUGUACGGAUUAUAGUGCUCAGAAAUCAGAAUUGAUGUUCAGUCUGAAUAUCCAUGACAUGAGUUCAGUAAAUCAUUCUUGUGUUUGAUUGGCAGAAUGACUUUAGAUUUUUAUAAAUGCACACACUUAAAAAAAAAAACUAUUUUAUGACUUCAGGACACAAAGAAUGAUCAAAAAGAGAUUAUUCUAUAACCGAGUGUUUGUUUGCGUGAGGACAAUCACAGUAAUCAAGAUAAAGUGAGAGAUCCAUGAGCACGAGCAGAGUCAUUUCUAACGUGACGCAAUUAUACUUCUGUUGUGAGCCAUGUCUCAUUUAUGACUUCAGCAAGACUGUCUUAAUGGAACCCUGCAGAGGAUCUAGACUGGUUUUGGGUUUAUAUUUGUGCUGGACCGUCUGGAGCGAUGAUGUGUGAUAAAGGACUGUGCUUCUGUUGUGUUUUUUCACUGCCAAACAUGAGCCGAGAGAAGCUCAAAGAUGCUUGUUUAUGUUGCUUGUGUAUUACAAAUGUAAAGCUUUUCUGGCUUGAUUUUGUGUUUACUGUUUUACAUUAUUACAAAAAUUAUUACAUUUUGAAACCAAUCCAUUAUGCAUUGAGGGAAUACAGGUUUUGUUUUUAAAUAGGUCUUUGGUGGGUUUUUCUUUGACGAAUCUUAUUUUUCCUGAAGAUAAUUUUUUUUUGUUUUUUCUGAGAUUUGUAAAACAUUCAUAUUGUUGCUUUUAUUCAGUUGUAAUUGGUUGGACUCCAGCAUGUCCAUAUGAUUAUAUUUGAGAUCUGCUGUUGAAAUGUUGAUAUUGUUGAAAUGUUUUUUAUAUUUUUGUGGUGUCACAGAUGUUAAAAUAUUGCAUUCGGUGAUGUGAAACAACAUUAAAUAUAUUCAUAAAGUGAUUUAUUUAACAUUUGUGCAACUUUAUUCUUUAUUAUGACAGAACGACUUUCAAUUGUAGCUGUAUUUCUGUACCUGCUGAUUUAAGAGCAGUAUGUUUGUUAGAUAUAUCUC